AUGCCUUUCUUCAUGGGACUCAAAAGGAAAAUACUUUUUUCCUCUGCCUCUGCAGCAAGGCGGAAGAAAGAGAAAGAUUGUUAUUUGAAGAAUGGAAGUUGCGUACUUGAGGAGCUUCUUGCUUUAUGCGACGGAAAUUGCAGAAUUCCCAUCCGUUACUUCACUGCCACUGAGAUCCACAAUGCAAUUAAACAUUCUAAAACCAAAAUGGACCUUGCCAUGGUGUCGAUGGUUACGGGAUCACUUGACAACCGCCUUGUUUUAGUUAGGUUCAAUACAUGUACAACAUUCAAUAUCCACAGAGAUGUAGCAAUUACUGCUCAGAUGAGUCAUCUGAAGAAUGUGUUGAGACUUGUCGGUUGCUGUCUAGAAUUUGAACAGCCAGUGAUGGUGUAUGAACAUGUUGAAGCUAUAUCUCUUUUCGAUCUACUUUUCAAAAAGGAUAAUCUUAAUAGAAAAUCUCUAUUAUGUUGGGGAAAUAGAUUACGAGUUGCACGUGAGGUUGCUUCUGCAAUAGUUUUCCUGCAUACUGAAUUUACUACGCCCAUCAUCCACAGAAAUAUAAAGCCUCACAAUGUGAUAAUAGAUCAGAACAGCGGCACUGCCAAAAUAUUGAACUUCGCACUCUCCAUAUCAUUGCCUCCAGGGGAAUUGGAGUUACUAGAUCAUAAUGGUGUGCGUGGAACAGUUGGGUAUAUAGCUCCAGAAUAUAAGCACCAGUUGAUUAUUACUCAAAAAACUGAUGUCUACAGCUUUGGGAUUCUUCUCUUUCAGCUAUUUACCGGAAAGAAAGUGUACGAUAUUAUGAAAAGAGUGGAUUCAAAAGAGAGAAUAGAUUUUGAAUUAGACGCUAAAUCCAAUACUGAAGAGGAUAAUCCUAUGGAUAGAGUGGAUUCGACAAUAGAUUCUAAAACUCUUCCAAUCAACUUUGUGGAUCGUUAUAUUAAUGAGAGUAAUGUAAUGGAUAUUACGGAUCCAGCUAUCUUAGAAGAGCAUGGAAUUGAGAUUCAACAACAAUUGAAAGACUGCUUGAAUCUUAUUAAGAAAUGCACAGCUGAUAAGGGAGAUGAUAGACCAUACAUUAUUCAUGUUGCAAGGGAAUUAGGUCGAAUUGACAAGUGUUUCUGUGCCCUCAGUACACUUGGUCAAAAUUAA
This is a messenger RNA of Solanum tuberosum (potato), 1155 nucleotides long. RefSeq names its product non-functional pseudokinase ZED1-like. The transcript has a single exon. The coding region runs from base 1 to 1155 and encodes 384 amino acids. Gene Ontology annotation, cellular component: plasma membrane. NCBI's taxonomy places the organism in Eukaryota, Viridiplantae, Streptophyta, Magnoliopsida, Solanales, Solanaceae. Gene Ontology annotation, biological process: cell surface receptor signaling pathway; protein phosphorylation. The record is from RefSeq and is a predicted model, not a curated record. Gene Ontology annotation, molecular function: ATP binding; protein serine/threonine kinase activity.